AUGGCAAUGGCCAGAACAUCUGCCUUCUUUCUCAACGCUACUUCUUUCCCCCCUUCAGACCCACUGAAGCAUCCAAAAACCUUUCAUACACACAUUCUUUUCAACUCCCAGUAUCACAAACACAAAAGAAUCCACUCCUUGCUAGCAUUGGCUUCAUGCAUAGCCUCCCGGAUCAAUGUGGAUUACUUGAAGAAAGAAUUUGGUGGUCACGGAGUCAGCUUUGAAGGUAUUGGUGAUAGUUGUGUCAUCAAGAUGGCAAUGGACAAUGGUAGUGUUGCCAACGUGGUGCUGCCAAGUGGCCUAAUAACAUCAUACAAGCCGCUUAUGUGGCAUGGAGCCACCAUGGAAGUGCUGCAAACUGCUGUGUCAAAAGGGCAACAUGGUGAAGCUGUUAUCCGAGGAGGGGUGUCUUCGGAUUUCAAGCUUGUGAAUGAUGGUGGAAUUCCAUGGUCCCCAAGCGCUUGGUCUCUUCAAAAUGUUAGAGGAAGUCCUGAAGAGUCUAUUCAGGUGGAGCUUGUAUCCAUUGCUCCAGAAAAAAUGAUUGAAGUCAAAUGCUUGGUGACACUACAUCAAGAUCUCCUAGGCUCAGAGUUUACCAUCAACAAUACUAAAUCAUCAUCUAUCCAAUUGUCAGGCUCUGUUAUAAGCCAUCUCAAAGUAAGCACACCUGAUGCAACUUAUGCUGUGGGGCUGCAAGGUUCAAAUUACCGUAGCAAACAGCCAAUAAUGUCAGAGUUCAGCAUUGUUCUUCCAGACACCAGCAGAAAAGGAACCUCAAAUUCAGGCCAAUCAUUACCUCAGAAAGCACUUCAAUCAUUGUUCUCUAGGCAGGAAAUUGAAAAUGAGAAUGAAGGGUUCAAAAUAGAAGAAUCAGAGGGAGAAGAAGAUGAUGAUUAUGCACAUAUGACAGAGAGAAUGAGCAGGAUUUACUCCAAUGCACCUAGAGAGUUCACAAUUAUUGAUAGGGGAAGACGAAAUUCCGUUGUAAUUCGAAAGAGCGGGUUUGACGAGUUUUAUGUCUUCAGCCCUGGAUCAAAAUAUGAAUGGUAUGGCAAAUAUGCAUAUGUCUGCAUUGGCUCAUCUACCACAUUGACACCUCUAGUUUUGAGUCCUGGAGGCACAUGGAGGGGAGCUCAGUACUUGUAUAAUCCAAACCUCUAAAUCAUGCUAAUCAAUAAAGAUUGCAAGGGACCUUCUUCUAUCAUUUUGAACAAGGUUUCUGCUACUUUGAAAAUUUGUGUGCUGUCAUUUGAAAGGCUGCUUAUA
Molecule: messenger RNA, 1266 nt
Organism: Elaeis guineensis (African oil palm)
Lineage: Eukaryota; Viridiplantae; Streptophyta; Magnoliopsida; Arecales; Arecaceae
Product: protein NDH-DEPENDENT CYCLIC ELECTRON FLOW 5
Biological process (GO): carbohydrate metabolic process
Cellular component (GO): cytoplasm
Molecular function (GO): carbohydrate binding; glucose-6-phosphate 1-epimerase activity
Source: RefSeq, a predicted model, not a curated record